AUGAACGGUGAUACCUUUUAUGACUGGUUCGCCAACAUUUUACCGCUACUUCGUGAAAAUGCCGUUAUAGUCAUGGACAACGCGUCGUAUCAUUCUGUGAAGAAGCACACGUUUCCAGUAAGAUCUUGGAAAAAACAAGACAUCAUUGAUUGGUUGACAGAUAAAGGCGAGGUAAUAGAUAAACCAAUGGUCAAGGAACAACUGUUGGAUCGAGCGCAAAUUUUAAAAUCACAGUAUAAUGAAUAUGUGAUAGACGAAUUGGCGAAAUCUGCAAAUAAAACUGUGUUACGCCUACCCCCGUAUCACUGUGAAUUAAAUCCAAUAGAACUUGCGUGGGCGUCGGUGAAAAAUUAUGUUAGAAUGAACAAUCGUACUUAUAAAAUUAAUGACGUUAAGAAAUUAUUAGAAGAAGGAGUCGAACGGGUUACGCCCGAUAUGUGGAAGAACUUUGUUGGCCAUAUCAUUAAGGUAGAAGAUAAAUUCUGGGAGGUAGAUUUUAUAUCCAACGAAUUGUUAGAUGCUGAAGUAACACCACACGUUCUAACAAUUACGGGUGACACGUCUGAUUCAUAUUCCGAUUCCGAUUAA
Molecule: messenger RNA, 588 nt
Organism: Metopolophium dirhodum (rose-grain aphid)
Lineage: Eukaryota; Metazoa; Arthropoda; Insecta; Hemiptera; Aphididae
Exons: 1
Coding region: 1-588 (195 amino acids)
Molecular function (GO): nucleic acid binding
Source: RefSeq, a predicted model, not a curated record